Molecule: messenger RNA, 2375 nt
Organism: Ictalurus punctatus (channel catfish)
Lineage: Eukaryota; Metazoa; Chordata; Actinopteri; Siluriformes; Ictaluridae
Gene: eef1a2
Product: eukaryotic translation elongation factor 1 alpha 2
Exons: 8
Coding region: 395-1786 (463 amino acids)
Biological process (GO): translation; translational elongation
Molecular function (GO): GTPase activity; GTP binding; translation elongation factor activity
Source: RefSeq, a predicted model, not a curated record
AAAAAAUGUUUUAAGCCUGAAGAAAUUUGGGUCAACAUGCUGAGUCACUGAGGUUUGUGUGCGCCCUUUUGCGUGCUCAUCUCUACCUGCCUACUUUGUCCUGCUGCUUUUGCAGUUCUCUAGCCUGUGUCUCUCUCUCUCGCCCUCUCUCGCUCUCUCUCUUGCUCAUUCUCGCUCUCUCUCUUUCAACCUCCCUCUUCCCUUAAAGUGCUGCAUUGCGUUCCCUGGGCAGACACAGUUAGUGUAUGCCAGCCCCAGUGUUCUUGAGCAUACAGAAGGAACACACAGAGCUGCUUAUAUACAGCUGUGGGUGCAUAACUCCACGGCAGGGGAAUUCUGGGUGGACACCACCUCUUUUCUUCUUUUUUUUUUCUUACAUCUGUGAUCCUUCGUUAUGGGGAAGGAGAAGAUACAUAUUAAUAUAGUUGUGAUUGGCCAUGUUGAUUCUGGGAAGUCCACCACCACUGGCCACCUCAUUUAUAAGUGUGGCGGCAUUGACAAGAGAACCAUCGAGAAAUUUGAGAAGGAGGCUGCAGAGAUGGGGAAAGGUUCGUUUAAAUAUGCUUGGGUUCUGGACAAGCUGAAGGCAGAGCGAGAGAGAGGCAUCACAAUAGACAUCUCCCUGUGGAAAUUUGAGACCUCAAAAUACUACAUCACCAUCAUUGAUGCUCCAGGACACAGAGAUUUCAUCAAGAACAUGAUUACAGGGACUUCCCAGGCAGAUUGCGCUGUUCUUAUAGUGGCAGCUGGGGUAGGUGAGUUUGAGGCGGGUAUCUCUAAGAAUGGACAGACGCGUGAACAUGCCCUGCUGGCAUACACACUGGGUGUCAAGCAGCUGAUUGUUGCUGUUAACAAAAUGGAUUCCACAGAGCCUUCUUACAGUGAGAAACGCUAUGAUGAGAUUGUUAAAGAGGUCAGUGCUUACAUCAAGAAGAUUGGCUACAGCCCUGCCUCUGUACCCUUCGUCCCCAUUUCUGGAUGGCAUGGGGACAACAUGCUGGAACCUUCUACUAAUAUGGCAUGGUUUAAAGGCUGGAAACUUGAGCGGAAGGAACAGCAUGCCACUGGAAUCACUCUCCUUGAGGCCUUGGACACUAUCAUGCCUCCUACACGUCCUACUGACAAGCCUUUACGCCUUCCUCUGCAGGAUGUUUACAAAAUUGGAGGCAUUGGAACAGUGCCUGUGGGCAGAGUGGAAACUGGCAUCCUGCGUCCAGGUAUGGUGGUGACCUUUGCCCCCGUCAAUAUCACCACAGAAGUGAAGUCUGUGGAGAUGCACCAUGAGUCCCUGAGUGAAGCGGUACCAGGUGAUAAUGUGGGAUUCAAUGUGAAGAAUGUGUCCGUGAAGGACAUUCGCAGGGGGAAUGUGUGUGGGGACAGCCGGUCAGAUCCACCCCAGGAAGCUUCAGGCUUCACAGCACAGGUUAUUAUUCUAAAUCAUCCAGGGCAAAUCAGUGCUGGAUAUUCCCCCGUCCUCGACUGUCACACGGCUCACAUCGCCUGCAAGUUUGCCGAGCUGAGGGAGAAGAUUGACCGUCGCUCAGGGAAGAAGCUGGAAGACAACCCAAAGUUUCUGAAAUCUGGAGAUGCUGCCAUUGUGGACAUGAUUCCAGGGAAACCCAUGUGUGUGGAGAGUUUUUCUCAGUACCCUCCUUUGGGACGCUUUGCUGUGCGAGAUAUGAGACAGACAGUUGCUGUUGGGGUCAUCAAGAAUGUAGAAAAGAAAGUUGGUGGGAGCGGCAAAAUCACCAAAUCGGCCCAAAAAGCUCAGAAAACUGGCAAAUGAAUCUUGUUGCCCUUGUACCCCCUGACGUCUGCUCCCAAGCAGUAGCAGCAGCCCCCUUAUUAUAUCUGGGAAUGCUCACCUGGCCUAUUGUACUUCUUCUCUUUCUGAGAAUAGAAUCACUGAUUAUAUUAUAGUCAGCUGAAUGUGAAUGAUAGAAAAUAUUUAUUGAAUGUUUGACAUGGCUUUGUUGUAAUUUAAGCUCUCAAACUUAAGUCUGUAUAACUUUAAUAUGUAUUAUAAUACUCAUGUAUAUGUAAAUGUGUAUAAAAUUCAUUCACGGUAGAAAGCUUGAAUUUGAGGUUUGUGCUGCAGUCAUGAAAUGAGAGAUGUGAUCAGGUUAAAGAUUUGCUGUGGAUUUAUUAGAAACUGUGGAUGCCAGUUGGUUUUGACCUGGUUCCUGUUUUUGUAAGCUUGGCUUAAUGAAUGAACCAUUUAGAAGAAAUAAAAUAAGGUUGUUUGACAUUUUAUAUUGGUUAUAAACUAUUGUUUACAAGUGCAGUCAUUUCAUAACACAAUUUAUUUAUACUGCAUGAGGGGCACUGCUUUGGAUUAAAAGAAUAAUAAACCAUCAGCUAUGAGGUUAAGUGCA